This is a messenger RNA of Rhododendron vialii, 1427 nucleotides long. RefSeq names its product transcription factor MYB61-like. The record is from RefSeq and is a predicted model, not a curated record. The transcript has 3 exons. The coding region runs from base 85 to 1227 and encodes 380 amino acids. Lineage: Eukaryota; Viridiplantae; Streptophyta; Magnoliopsida; Ericales; Ericaceae. Gene Ontology annotation, biological process: regulation of stomatal movement.
UCAUUUUCUCAACCUCAUUAUCACCUCUCUCUCUCUCUCUCUCUCUCUCUCUCUCUCUCUCUCUCAUCACAUCUGCCACUCCACAUGGGGAGGCACUCAUGCUGUUACAAGCAGAAACUAAGGAAAGGGCUAUGGUCCCCAGAGGAAGAUGAGAAACUUAUGAAGCAUAUUUCCCAAUAUGGACAUGGGUGUUGGAGCUCUGUGCCUAAACUAGCAGGUUUGCAGAGGUGUGGGAAGAGUUGUAGAUUGAGGUGGAUAAAUUACCUAAGGCCAGAUUUGAAAAGAGGAACAUUUUCACAGCAAGAGGAGAAUUUGAUUAUUGAACUCCAUUCACUUCUGGGCAACAGAUGGUCUCAGAUUGCAGCUCAAUUACCGGGGAGAACCGAUAAUGAGAUAAAGAAUCUGUGGAAUUCCUCUAUCAAGAAGAAGCUUAAGCUUAGAGGAAUUGAUCCAAACACUCACAAGCCGAUUUCUGAGGCCGAAAAUGAAGAGGGGGAAUCUGAAUCCAACACCACCAAUGAGAAACUCAGUGAAAAAGUCACAAUUAUUGAUGCAGGGAAUUCAGACAAGGCAAUGGAGAGAAAAUAUCCAAGUCCAAACACUAAGCACUCAAGCAACAACAGCAGUAAUUUGACCAAUUUAACCCCAUCGACGACUGAUGAAUUCUUCCUAGACAGGUUUGUUUCCUCCCAUGAAAGCUCCUCCACCGGUGGAAAUCCGGGGUAUUUCAAUUUCCAGCAUUUGAGUUAUGAUUCUGGAAAUCCAAACACCUCUCUGUUCCUCAAUCCAAACACCACUUUUUUCCCUUCCAUUUCAAGUCCAAUUCUCCCCACUAAUCAUCCUUUCAUAAGCUCUAGUCUUGAUAUCAAUGGGGUGCACCACAGUUGGAACAAUUGUGCAUUCAGCACCAAUGGCAGUAGUAGCAAUGGAAGCAAUAACAGCAUUGAAUUGCAAAGCCAAAAUUUUCCAUGGGGAUUAGAAAAUUGUGUAAAAUCCGAAAAAGAACCGGAGAUUCACGCUUUCAAAGGGGAACCGGAAGAAAUCAAAUGGCCUGAAUAUGUUCAAACCCCAUUCUUCACAAUUCAGAACCAAACGGAGUUCGCAACGGAGGUGUUGAGUACUAAUUGGGAUCAGAAUCAGCAGCAACAACAACAAUCUUUAGAAGGUGGAAGCAUAUAUGAUAGGAAUUUCCAGAGACUUUCUGCCAAUUAUAGGCAAAUUUCUUAGCUUGUGUUUGGCUUGGGAGCCUCUGAUUGAAAAGGUGGAGAAAAAAUAUUACAGUUUUUCUUGUUUCUGUAAAUAGGCAUGAUACAGAAUUCUCAGCCUUUUUUAUACAAUCUGUUUGUGAUGGAAACAAAGUUUAUGCUCUAUCUCUUUUGUCAAUGGAACAUGGUAAGAGAUACAGAAUAAAAAUUCAUGUUUGAAUA